AUGGCUGAGAAGCUAGCGUCCUUCGGUAAGAUGCUGCUCCGGCGACGGGCGCUGGACUGUAACCAGGAAGAGAGCCACUUUGCCCGCUGCCUGACCACGCUGGACCUUAUUGCCCUGGGGGUGGGCGCCACUCUGGGGGCUGGCGUCUAUGUGCUGGCUGGAGAGGUGGCCAGGGAGAAGGCCGGCCCAGCCAUCGUGCUCUGCUUCCUCAUCGCAGCGCUCUCCUCCGUCCUUGCUGGUCUGUGUUAUGCUGAGUUUGGUGCCCGUGUGCCCAAGACUGGUUCAGCCUACAUAUACAGCUAUGUGACUGUGGGGGAAAUCUGGGCCUUCGUCACUGGCUGGAACCUCAUCCUCUCCUAUGUCAUAGGUGAGUCAGAAGUGGGUUAGUAAAAAUGAAGGAUUUGAAAUUAAGAAGCAAAGUGAUUCAAAAAUGGGCAGGAAAUGUUUAAUCUAUUUUUGUGUAAAAUUGCAAGAAACACGUUUAAAGGUAAAAGCAGGAUAUGAGGUGCAAGGAUAACAUAAAUGUAUGUGACUGCACACAACUCCAAGCUGCUUAAACAGCAGUGAUAUUUUCUGCUAUACCUAGCCAGUCACUUGAGAUAAUCAGCAAUUCUGAGUAGCUUAAUAAUUAGACUGAAUGAAUAAGAUUCUGACGAGGACGUGAGCUGAAGAGGUUUUACAGGCAGAUCAAGUGCCUGGUCCUUCAGAAGGAUUGCCUUGUGACAGAAGGGCCCUUGAAAGUAUGACUCCAACCUCUCUCAUUGUAAGUCUCUUCCUCUCUCUCUCUUUCUCUUCUUCUCCCUCUCUUUCAGGCACAGCCAGUGUUGCUCGGGCCUGGAGCUCCACCUUUGACAACCUGGUUGAACAGAAGAUCUCAGACUUCUUCAGAGCCUCCAUGUCCAUCAAGGUCCCUGGGAAGAUUCUUGCUGAAUACCCAGACCUCUUUGCCUUCAUCCUGAUCUUGCUGCUCAGUGGUAAGGCUCUCAUCUCAUUAACAUAACUCUGAACACAUUUGAAAACAUUAUACACACCCUCAGCGAAACUACAGCUACUAAAGAGGGUUCUCUAUGGCUGCCUCUUCAUUGCUGCCCUAGAGCAUGGGCAGAGUGCCCAUUCAGUGCAGCAUUGUGAUUGGCGGUGCUUGGUCGCUGCCCACGUCUGUGGCUCUGACACUUUGCUAACACCCACACAGGCCUGCUGGCGUUUGGCGUGAGCGAGUCGGCCCUGGUGAACAAGAUCUUCACGGGGGUCAACCUGGUGGUGCUGGGCUUCGUCAUCAUCUCAGGCCUGGUGAAGGGAGACUGUGCCAACUGGAGCCUUACUGUGGAGGACUUCGUCAACACAACCAACAUCACUGAUCCAGAGUGAGUCACCAACAGACAGAUGGGCUGGGGAGCUCAGAAGGAAUACUUUAUAAGGCAGCAAUGGUGUUUUAUGUUUUAAAAUAAGCCCUAUGCAGUAAUUGAGAGGGUACGAAAGUCUGUUUGCAACAAUAGAUCAAAGCUUUUACAGACAUCAGCCAUCAGAGGUACCAGUUCUCUUCUUGAAGACUAAAUAUGAAACGAUUACUCUUUCUCUUGGGCAUUUUUCGGUAUUUUGCAGGCUACUGCAAAACCAGUCCCCUGCUCUCUUUCUUUCUCCAGGAUCAUUAAAGAGAAGUUUGGCACCGGGGGUUUUGCUCCAUUCGGCUUCAGUGGAGUCCUGUCUGGGGCAGCAACCUGCUUCUACGCCUUUGUGGGGUUCGACUGCAUCGCAACAACAAGUAGGCCAUUUUCUCUUCUCUUGACACCAGUGUAUGUUUUCUGUGGUUGACGACUGUCAAAUUUAAACCAUCUCUAUCUAUCUUCACAGGCGAAGAGGCCAAGAACCCUAUGCGUUCCAUCCCCAUCGGUAUCGUGGCCUCUCUGCUCAUCUGUUUCUUCGCAUACUUCGGGGUGUCUGCGGCCCUCACCCUCAUGAUGCCCUAUUACCUGCUAAACAGAGAGAGCCCGCUGCCAGAGGCCUUCAGCUAUGUGCACUGGGACCCUGCCCGCUACAUCGUGGCUGUGGGCUCCCUCUGUGCCCUGUCCACCAGGUGACUGGCACAGACAGUUUCCCAUAGAGACUUCUCAUGGCCUUGUGUGCACGUCUAGCAAACGUAGAAAGGCACCCAGAUGGCAGGAUAUUUUUUUGUUUGAUAUUUAUUUUUGGGUCUGAACAGAUGUUUCAUUUCAUGUACGAUUCUUUCAGUUCCUUUUUUGUUGUUUGUUGUUAUUUGCCUGCAACCAAUUAUGAUGUGGAAUAUAUGAACCAAACUUUUUUGUUUCUUGUGUUAAAUGUUGAUGGCCAGUCAGUGUUUGUGGACUGUCCAGAGACAUGGCUGACCUCUGUGUGACGGUGAUGCCUGUGUCUGAGUCCCCUCUCUCUUUUCUCUGUCUAGUUUACUGGGCUCAAUGUUCCCCAUGCCCCGUGUAAUCUAUGCAAUGGCUGAGGACGGCCUGCUCUUCCGCUUCCUGUCAAAGAUGAACAUCAAAACCAAGACCCCCCUGUUAGCCACCAUCGUGUCGGGUAUUGUAGCAGGUAAGCAUAGCCCUUGCUUAACUCAGUAUCUCCUUCGUGCACCAACGCUUAGUUUUCUGUCAACUGUUUAGCAGCUACUCUAUGCUGCUUAGAAUUGAAAUGGAUUCUUUCUCUCUGCAGCCCUGAUGGCGUUCCUGUUUGAUCUGGCAGCCCUGGUGGACCUGAUGUCGAUAGGAACUCUCCUGGCAUAUACACUAGUGGCUGCGUGUGUGCUUAUCCUCAGGUUAGGGCAGAGGAUAUUGGCUAAAAAGAGUCAUGUUUUCAGUCAACGUAGGGUUGACUGUUUAUGUGUAUUUUUCUCAGGUACCAGCCGGGCACCCUGGGCGUCAGCGGUGCUAGUGAGAAGCUGGUGGAGCUGGUGGGUCUGCAGAGGGCAACCAUGGCAGACGGGGACAGUGGGGAUGAGUUUGGCCAGGAGGGUGAGGGGGAGACCAGGCCCCUCAGGGAGAGGUUCACCCUCAAGAUGCUGCUGGUGCCCAGCUGUGACGUCCCCACCAAGACCUCCGGAUUCAUAGUGUACAUCACUUCCGCUGUCAUUUGUGAGUCUCCCUCUUUUGUCAGGGUGAAGUGUUGAUGGUGUUUAAAGCUGCUUUGGGUUUACCAGAAUAGCUACACAUAUUUAAGUGAGCCUUUCUUGAUACGUUUGGCAUACUGGUUACAAAUGGAAGCAGCUGUCUGAUAAUACAAAUGAGAGAAUGCAUUGAAAUGAUUUAUUACCAAGAACUGUAAAGUACACUUAAGAUUCCACUAUACAUGCUAAAGUUCACAAUCUCUCUUUUCUCUGUAGCUGUGGUGUUCACGUUGCUGUGCGUAGUGCUGGCUGUGUGGGGGGCAGAGGUGGUGAGUGGCCACCCCGUGUGGGCCACCAUAUGUGCGAUACUGGCCUUCCUCUCUUUCCUGUGUGUGGCCAUCAUCUGGAGACAGCCCCCGAGCAGACAGGCACUCACCUUUAAGGUAUGAUGGGAGUUGUCAAUCACAUGACUCAUUUCAUGUUUGUUGUUUCAUUCAUCCUGAGAAACCAUUUCCUAUUUACUGUAGGUUUCCGUAUUCUCCUAGAAACCACUGUCUGUCUGUAUUUGUUUCAUUGAAUCAUCAGCUCUUAGCUUAAAAAAAUGAAAUAAACAUUGUUGUACUUGUUAGACUUGAUUAUGUCCAGUGUGUGCUAAUUGUGGUUCAUGUAGAAAAUAAACAAACUUUUUUGAAUCCCCUCAGGUACCCCUACUCCCAGUGCUGCCAUUGGUCAGUAUCUUUGUCAACAUUUACCUCAUGAUGCAGCUGGAUGGGCCAACGUGGUGUCGCUUUGCAGUGUGGAUGGCUAUUGGUUAGUGAGAUCCCCACCCCCUAUUAUUGCUUUGCCUCUUGGUCUUGUGUCGAUCUGUAUUUUUACUCAACUUUGUGUUACGCAAGUACAGUGUGUCAGUGAGGUUCACCUUUGACCUGCUGUAGUUUAUCACUGUUUAAAUCAGUUUUUCUUCCUUCUCUUUCUCCUAGGUUUUCUCAUCUACUUUGGUUAUGGGAUUAAGAACAGUUCAGAGGCCACACCCAACCGCGGUAAAUUUGAGCCAGUCCUCCGAUCAAAGAGUCCCAUCUAUCUGGCAGAGGAUGACAGUGAGGUGGAAGGGAUGACACCUUAGAGGAGAAUAGUGGUGGAAUAGAUGGUGUACGCCCCAACGGCAUACCAUGCAAGACGAACAGGUGCACAUUCUCAUCGCGUUCAUUUUCAACUGUCUGGGCAUUGUGCUACAUCCGACUGUCUUAACUUCUCCUCUCUGUUAUUCGGUCAUUCCUAUAAUGUAGAGAGGACCUCGCAUGCUAAAUAGAUUUUGGAUGUAUGUGCACUGAGAUA
This is a messenger RNA of Coregonus sp. 'balchen', 4405 nucleotides long. The record is from the annotation of a GenBank genome assembly. Lineage: Eukaryota; Metazoa; Chordata; Actinopteri; Salmoniformes; Salmonidae.